Phascolarctos cinereus (koala) is the source of this 1706-nucleotide messenger RNA. It is a transcript of the gene CAVIN3, whose product is annotated as caveolae associated protein 3. Lineage: Eukaryota; Metazoa; Chordata; Mammalia; Diprotodontia; Phascolarctidae. Gene Ontology annotation, cellular component: cytoplasm; caveola. The record is from RefSeq and is a predicted model, not a curated record. Gene Ontology annotation, molecular function: protein kinase C binding.
CCCACAGGAUCCUCCCUGGAGGAUCGAUAUUUGGCACAGCUGGUACAAGGCACAGAGGGAAAGCCAAUCAGAGGGAGCAGCUAGUGAGCCAGUCAGUUUGGCUGGAGGACCGUUAAGUAGGUGAAGAGGAACAACGUAAAAAUAAAUCUGGAGCGGUGGACUGCUGCCCCCUCCCCCCACAAGGGGCUUCCGACUUCGAAGGUGGUCUUUGGGAGUCGAGCCUCAAACAACGCUAUAACCCCGAAGGGGCUGGUCUCCCAGAUCUGGAGCUUCGCUCCUUAGGCACGCAGAGUCAGAGGGAGGUGCUGAUGCCCACGGCGCCCAAGCACGGAGCGAAAGAGCAGGCUGCUGUCCAGGGCGUGGCCGCUGGACGAGGAAUUUUUGGGACCAGGGCCCCCGGCUGCCCGCCUCCCUCUGCGGGAGGAGCCCCGCAGGACGAGGGAGGGAGGUUUGGUCAGGGCGUGGCGCUGGAGAAAGGGCAGCCCCUAAAGACCCCGGCCCCGCCCGUCUGAGUCACGGACCCCGGCCCUCCAGCUGCGCUCCCCGCCCCCGGAAGGAGGAGCCCGGGAGACCGCUGGGCACAGCACAAGCGGCAGAGGGAGGAACGGGACGGGACCAGAUUGGAGUGGGCUCGGGCGCGGGCAUCUCGAGGGGCCAUGGGUGAAGGCGUGCCGGCGGCUGAAGCCGUGGAGCGCGGCCCGGUGCACGCGGUGACAGUGGUGACGCUACUGGAGAAGCUGUCCACCAUGCUGGAGGCGGUGCGGGAGCGCCAGGGCGGCCUGGCCCGGCGGCAGGGAGGCCUGACGGGCACUGUGCGCCGCAUCCAGAGCGGCCUGGGCGCGCUCAGCCGCAGCCACGGGGCCACCAGCAACACGCUGGCCCAGCUGCUGGCCAAGGCCGAGCGCGUCAGCACGCACGCCCACGCCGCCCGCGAGCGCGCCAUCCGCCGGGCGCUCCAGGUGCAGCGGCUCGAGGCCAACCACGCGCUGCUGGUCGCCCGCGGCCAGCUGCACGUCCAGCUCUUCAAGGAGGAGGCAGAAAUUCCAGCCAGAGCUUUUCAAAAGGAGCCAGAAUCCACAGAGCUGGAAGAGAAGGAACUGGGACCAGAGGCUCUAGAAGAGCUGGAAGAAAGGGACAGCUCAGAUGAGGAGCCAGUGGAAUCCCGGGCCAAGCGUCUUCGGCGUACUGGUUUAGAGAAGGUGCAGAGCCUUAGAAGGGCACUGUCCACCCGAAAGAGCAAGGGUCCUGCCCCACCUCCACCUACUCCCACCAAGCCUCCCCGAUUGGGCGCUAACCAGGGCGUUGAAAAUCAACCUGAGACAGGGGUAGUGGUUGAAGCAGAACCAGGGUUGGAGCUAGAGCCACCAAGAAUCCCUGCGGAAGAUCUAGAGAGCCCUGAGGCCAGGGAAACUCUGAUGCUUCAGGAAGAGGAUGCUGCCUAGUGCUCCAUCCUGCUUGCCCACUUCUCUGUGCCUUUAUCUUUAAUGGCACCAUCAGUUGCCAUGCAACAGAGCCCAGUUACUUAUAGAGCACCUAUACCCAAGCAAAGAAAGAACCCUGCCUUUAUAUCUCACCUCACUCCCUCCCUUGCUCCCAAACUCAGGCCUCCACUCCAGAGCCCUCCAGUCCACCCCAUUUUAAACCUCAGAGACCAACACUAUCACCCUCCCAAGUGUGCUCAAGAUUAAUAAACUAAUUUCACUAAC